Molecule: messenger RNA, 1923 nt
Organism: Gastrolobium bilobum
Lineage: Eukaryota; Viridiplantae; Streptophyta; Magnoliopsida; Fabales; Fabaceae
Product: E3 ubiquitin-protein ligase PUB23-like
Exons: 4
Coding region: 4-1923 (639 amino acids)
Biological process (GO): protein ubiquitination; intracellular protein transport; endoplasmic reticulum to Golgi vesicle-mediated transport
Cellular component (GO): COPII vesicle coat
Molecular function (GO): ubiquitin protein ligase activity
Source: RefSeq, a predicted model, not a curated record
AACAUGGAUAACGAGAUUGAUGUUCCUCCUUUCUUUCUCUGCCCCAUUUCGUUAGAAAUCAUGAAGGAUCCAGUGACAGUUUCCACAGGGAUAACCUACGACAGAGAGAGCAUUGAGAAAUGGCUCUUUUCUGAGAAAAACAAGACAUGUCCUGUCACAAACCUACCUCUUCCUCUGCUCUCAGAUUGCACUGAUCUCACCCCAAAUCACACCCUUCGUAGAUUGAUUCAAGCAUGGUGUACAAUGAACUCUUCUCACGGCAUUCAAAGGAUUCCAACUCCCAAACCUCCAGUCAACAAAAACACCAUAGAAAAACUCCUCAAAGAUGCUUCUGACAAGCCUCAGUUGCAGAUCCAAUGCUUAAGAAGCCUCAAAUCCAUUGCUUCUGAGAGUGAAACAAAUAGACGCUGCAUCGAAUCCUCUGGUGCUGUUCAUUUCUUAGCAUCAUUGGUAAUCAACAACAUCAAAGAAUUAGAGUCUUGCCUAGAUGAUGAUGAUGAUGUGUUUGACUUGAAAACAAGCGCAGGUGAUGAUGCUUUAUGCAUCCUCCAUAGUCUAAAUUUAUCAGAAACUGGGUUGAAGACCCUUUUAGGCUUCAAAGAUGGAGAAUUCAUGAACUCCUUAACAAGGGUCAUGCAAAGGGGAAUCUAUGACUCACAAGCUUAUGCAGUUUUAUUGAUGAAAUCUAUGUCUGAAGUGGCUAAUUCUGUUGACAUAGUUAAUCUAAGAAAUGAGUUGUUCAUUGCAUUAGUACAUGUCCUUAAAGACCAGAUUUCCCAUAAGGCAUCAAAAGCUACACUACAAACACUGAUUCAACUCAGUCCUUGGGGGAGAAACAGGAUCAAAGCAGUGGAAGCAGGAGCAAUUCCAGUUUUGAUUGAACUUCUUCUUGAUUGUAAGGAAAGAAAGCCUUGUGAGAUGAUGCUAGUGCUCUUGGAGACUUUGUGCCAGUGUGCAGAUGGAAGAGCUGAACUUUUGAGCCAUGGUGCAGGGUUAGCCAUUGUGUCAAAGAAGAUUCUGAGGGUUUCUACAAUGGCAAAUGAUAGGGCUGUGAAGAUUCUAUUGUCCAUAUCAAGGUUCUCUGCAACACCAAGUGUUGUUCAAGAAAUGCUGCAACUUGGUGUGGUGGCAAAACUUUGUUUGGUCCUUCAAGUUGAUAGUGGAAGCAAGGCCAAGGAGAAAGCAAGAGAGAUUCUCAAAUUGCAUGCUCGGUCUUGGAGGAAUUCUCCUUGCAUACCAAGCAAUUUGCUUGCUUCAUACCCAACAAUUUCUGCUACCGCUGCCAAUUAUGUUGCUCAAAUGAAUAUGCUUCCAAUGCUUAAUGAGGCAAAUUUCAAGCUGUGGAAAGAGAAUGUGGAAAUUGUUCUCAACUGCAUGGAUCUCGACAAUGCACUAAGGACUGAGAAACCCACUUCCACUCAGGAAAAUCCAAACCCGGAUAAAAUUGAGAAGUGGGAACGCUCAAAUCGCAUGUGUCUGAUGAUCAUUAAACGUUCCGUUCUGGAGGUGUUUAGGGGCUCGAUUGUUGAGACUACUGAUGCCAAGUUGUUUCUAAAGGAACUCGAGCAAUACUUUGCUCAAAAUGAAAAGGCUGAAAUUGGUCAAACCUUGUCCAAACUCAUAAACAUGAGGCGCUCUCAAUUUAUUGAUCUCUGUAACACUACUCCUGAUAAUUCUGCAUUUUUCCGGCUUAUGCUGAACCGCGAGGUAGUAGUGGAUUUUAUCUUGCUCUUUGAUUCUUUCUUCCGUGUGGUGAUUCAUCAUGGGUCCAAAAUUGAUCAGUGGAGGAAGCUUGGUUAUGAUAAGGACCCAAAUCAUGAGAACUUUAGAAAGCUGCUGGGAGCCCCAGAAUUGGAUGCAGAGCAAUUGGUGGCUGAACGGGUUCCAGUGCCAAACCUUCUGACGCUACUUGCGGGAAGGUGA